Amyelois transitella is the source of this 1029-nucleotide messenger RNA. Its product is annotated as 15-hydroxyprostaglandin dehydrogenase [NAD(+)]. The coding region runs from base 71 to 823 and encodes 250 amino acids. The record is from RefSeq and is a predicted model, not a curated record. Gene Ontology annotation, cellular component: cytoplasm. The transcript has a single exon. NCBI's taxonomy places the organism in Eukaryota, Metazoa, Arthropoda, Insecta, Lepidoptera, Pyralidae. Gene Ontology annotation, molecular function: oxidoreductase activity, acting on the CH-OH group of donors, NAD or NADP as acceptor.
CCAGUUCAGCUAAAGUCAUUAUCAUACUUGAAGUGUAAUCACUAUACUAAAAUUUUACAACAGUGGAAACAUGGAUCGUUCUAUACGCGAUAAAGUUGUGGUCAUCACUGGAGCAGCUGAAGGUCUAGGCUACACCUUUGCUGACGUCUACCUUCAAAAUGGUGCUAAAGCUAUAGCCAUUCUUGAUAUCAAUGAGAAACUUGGAACAACGGCAGCGAAUACAUUGAACAAGAAGUACGGAGCGAAUAAGGCUACUUUUUUCAAAUGUGACGUCAUAACUGAUCUUGAGAGUGUAUCGAAACGCGUCAUAGAUACUUAUAAAACUGUUGAUGUUCUCAUCAAUAACGCAGGUAUUUUGAAUGAUUUUGCUGUGAAAAAGACUAUUGAUAUAAAUGUACUGGCUCUUAUUGAAUGGUCUUUGAAAUUUUGGGAGCACAUGCGAAAAAACAAAGGAGGGAAUGGGGGUACUAUUAUUAAUUUAGCAUCUAUUUAUGGAUACAGAGUCGACCAGUACCUCCCUGUUUAUCAAGCUUCGAAGUUCGCUGUUAUGGGUUUCACGAAGUCUUUGGGACACCAAUAUAAUUAUGAGAGAUCAGGCGUUCGAGUUUAUGCGAUCUGCCCCGGGUUUACAGAGACAAGUUUGGUGAAAGAAGUUCGCGUGAGUAAUGAGGCGAGGUUGCAACAAGAUAUGGAUAAUUUCUUGAAACAGCAGCUUUGGCAGAAGCCUGAAGCAGUUGGCAGAGCUGCAGUUGAGACAUUUUCAAGAGCUGAUAGUGGAACAGCUUGGUUAAUUGAAGGGAACAAACCUAUAGUACAAGUUUAAUCACAUUAUGCAACUUUUUUGGUAUUUGAGAUUUGUGAUUCGAUGUUUGAAUCAGUAGUGAUUACAACUACAAGACUUUAAAAUCCAAAAUUGUUGGAUUUUUGGUUUGAUGUAGAAUCAUCAGUGAUGAAGUGUGGAUCGAACUUUUGUUUAAAUAUCUUAUUGUGUUUGUCAUAAAAAUUGAAAUAAACGAUAUUUUCUAAAAA